This is a messenger RNA of Pongo pygmaeus (Bornean orangutan), 3507 nucleotides long. RefSeq names its product A-kinase anchoring protein 8 like (gene AKAP8L). The coding region runs from base 1494 to 3434 and encodes 646 amino acids. The transcript is spliced from 14 exons. The record is from RefSeq and is a predicted model, not a curated record. Gene Ontology annotation, molecular function: protein kinase A regulatory subunit binding; DNA binding. NCBI's taxonomy places the organism in Eukaryota, Metazoa, Chordata, Mammalia, Primates, Hominidae. Gene Ontology annotation, cellular component: nuclear matrix; nucleus.
CCAGAGUGCUUAUCCAUCAGAUCUCUGCUUCAUGUGUGGAGUUUGCUCACUUAACACAUCAUAAGUGGCUUUGUUCCAUAUGGCAGCAGUUCUGCAGAAGCCUCAUUUGGGUGGGGGGAGUUUUAUUAAAACAGUUUAUCAUGGAGAAUUCCAACUAUACAAAAGUAGAGCAAACAGUAAAAUGGACUCAUCUAUCCAUCACUUACCAACCCAUGACCAAUGUCUUCAGCUGUCAGAGAUUUAUCUUAUAGCUCCUUGCUUCCCCCUUCUCUCUCUACCUGUCUGAAUUGUGUGAAGCACAUCCUGGCCAUAAGAUCAGUUAACUUCUUAGUAUUUCAGUAUGUUUCUCUGAACUUUGUAAAUGCCACUAUUACACCUAAAGAAAUCGACAAUAUCAAAAAGCAACAGCAUACCUUAAGAAAAGUUUUAAAACAUACGAAGUGUAGAAGUCGUAAUUGCGCAGCUUAAUGAGUUUUCACAAACACACGUUAAGUACUCUUUUCAGUGCAGCUCUGACACCUUUAGAAAUUAUGAGUUGUCCCUGGCAGGGGUUUCCAUAUGCCCAGGAAACAGACUGAGGACAUGACUGGUGCCCAGCUGCACUAUUGCAGGAUCUCUGGAGCCCAGAGUGAAUCAAGAGGGUUUUAGAAACAAAGUUCCCAUUUUAACACGUAACUGUCAAGGACCUUGAGCAAAUCAUGAGUUCCAAGCUUCAGUUUUAAGUGAGGAUUAAAAGCUUUUUGCAGGUUGGAAGGAGCAUUUGAAUGACACACAAUACAAACGGAAUUAUUACACAUAUAAGCAUAUGCCAUAUAAAUAUAUUAUCGUUUUGUUACGAUUAGUCACAUUUAUUCAGUGCACUGGCACCAGAAUGAUUUCUUUACACACAUUUUGUCACGUAAUGUUGAAACGUGUGUCCAGCAUCUUGUUUGGUGCUGAGUUUUAAUUUUCUCAUUCCAACAUGGCUUUGCUAUGCUUGUUUGGGAGCCGAAGGCCAGAGAAGUUGAGAGACUUAGCUAGGUCCCCUACCCAGCACCUCGGUGGCGGAGUUGGCAUCCCAGCCGUGCCCUGAGCCGUAGACCCGACUCCCUCUGGCGGGUCUCCAGGGCACGGGCGCUCCUCCAGCCCGACCGUGCUUGGGCCUUGGUCCUCUCCGUAGUGCACAGCUCCGCCCCCCUCAAAUUCUAUAGGACUCCGCCUCUCUGCCGGCUUCUGUAGGCCAAUCACUGAGGCCUUAGAAUAACGAAGGCGGGGACAAGGCGGGGCUCUCACGAGAUUGCCAGCAGCUUCCAGCCACUGAUAUGAGGAGGCGUAGAGAUAGACAGCGGUUCCUUCCAAUAGACGUGAAGCCGAGGCCGGUAUGAGCCAAUGCGGUCGGGAGGCGGGGCUCGGGUGUGUGUCGAGGGGACCCUGUGGUUAGCAGCAGCUAUCGCAGCGUCGGAUGUUCAGAGCAGCAGAAGCCGGCGUCGUCGGAUGUUGUGUUGCCCGCCACCAUGAGCUACACAGGCUUUGUCCAGGGAUCUGAAACCACUUUGCAGUCGACAUACUCGGAUACCAGCGCUCAGCCCACCUGUGAUUAUGGGUAUGGAACUUGGAACUCUGGGACAAAUAGAGGCUACGAGGGCUAUGGCUAUGGCUAUGGCUAUGGCCAGGAUAACACCACCAACUAUGGGUAUGGUAUGGCCACUUCACACUCUUGGGAAAUGCCUAGCUCUGACACAAAUGCAAACACUAGUGCCUCGGGUAGCACCAGUGCCGAUUCCGUUUUAUCCAGAAUUAACCAGCGCUUAGAUAUGGUGCCGCAUUUGGAGACAGACAUGAUGCAAGGAGGCGUGUACGGCUCAGGUGGAGAAAGGUAUGACUCUUAUGAGUCCUGUGACUCGAGGGCCGUCCUGAGUGAGCGCGACCUGUACCGGUCAGGCUAUGACUACAGCGAGCUUGACCCUGAGAUGGAAAUGGCCUAUGAGGGCCAAUACGAUGCCUACCGCGACCAGUUCCGCAUGCGUGGCAACGACACCUUCGGUCCCAGGGCACAGGGCUGGGCCCGGGAUGCCCGGAGCGGCCGGCCAAUGGCCUCAGGCUAUGGGCGCAUGUGGGAAGACCCCAUGGGGGCCCGGGGCCAGUGCAUGUCUGGUGCCUCUCGGCUGCCCUCCCUCUUCUCCCAGAACAUCAUCCCCGAGUACGGCAUGUUCCAGGGCAUGCGAGGUGGGGGCGCCUUCCCAGGCGGCUCCCGCUUUGGUUUCGGGUUUGGCAAUGGCAUGAAGCAGAUGAGGCGGACCUGGAAGACCUGGACCACAGCCGACUUCCGGACCAAGAAGAAGAAGAGAAAGCAGGGCGGCAGUCCUGACGAGCCAGAUAGCAAAGCCACCCGCACGGACUGCUCGGACAAUAGCGACUCAGACAAUGAUGAGGGCACCGAGGGGGAAGCCACAGAGGGCCUUGAAGGCACCGAGGCUGUGGAGAAGGGCUCCAGAGUGGAUGGAGAGGACGAGGAGGGAAGAGAGGAUGGGAGAGAAGAAGGCAAAGAGGAUCCAGAGAAGGGGGCCCUAACCACCCAGGAUGAGAAUGGCCAGACCAAGCGCAAGUUGCAGGCAGGCAAGAAGAGUCAGGACAAGCAGAAAAAGCGGCAGCGAGACCGCAUGGUGGAAAGGAUCCAGUUUGUGUGUUCUCUAUGCAAAUACCGGACCUUCUAUGAGGACGAGAUGGCCAGCCAUCUUGACAGCAAGUUCCACAAGGAACACUUUAAGUACGUAGGCACCAAGCUCCCUAAGCAGACGGCUGACUUUCUGCAGGAGUACGUCACCAACAAGACCAAGAAGACAGAGGAGCUCCGAAAAACUGUAGAGGACCUUGAUGGCCUCAUCCAGCAAAUCUACAGAGACCAGGAUCUGACCCAGGAAAUUGCCAUGGAGCAUUUUGUGAAGAAGGUGGAGGCAGCCCAUUGUGCAGCCUGCGACCUCUUCAUUCCCAUGCAGUUUGGGAUCAUCCAGAAGCACCUGAAGACCAUGGAUCACAACCGGAACCGCAGGCUCAUGAUGGAGCAGUCCAAGAAGUCCUCGCUCAUGGUGGCCCGCAGUAUUCUCAACAACAAGCUCAUCAGCAAGAAGCUGGAGCGCUACCUGAAGGGCGAGAACCCUUUCACCGACAGCCCCGAGGAGGAGAAGGAGCAGGAAGAGGCUGAGGGCGGUGCCCUGGACGAGGGGGCGCAGGGCGAAGCGGCAGGGGUCUCGGAGGGCGCAGAGGGCGCGCCGGCGCAGCCUCCCGUGCCCCCAGAGCCAGCCCCCGGGGCCGUGUCGCCGCCACCGCCGCCGCCCCCAGAGGAGGAGGAGGAGGGCGCCGUGCCCUUGCUGGGAGGGGCGCUGCAACGCCAGAUCCGCGGCAUCCCGGGCCUCGACGUGGAGGACGACGAGGAGGGCGGCGGGGGCAUUCCGUGACCCGAGCUCGGGGUGGGCGGGGCCCGCGUGGCCGAAGCUGGAAGCCAAACCUAAUAAAGUUUUCCCAUCCCAC